Diachasma alloeum is the source of this 1643-nucleotide messenger RNA. RefSeq names its product F-box/WD repeat-containing protein 9. Bases 228 to 1463 code for a protein of 411 amino acids. The record is from RefSeq and is a predicted model, not a curated record. Lineage: Eukaryota; Metazoa; Arthropoda; Insecta; Hymenoptera; Braconidae. The transcript has 6 exons. Gene Ontology annotation, molecular function: protein binding.
CAAACACAACUGUUGGACAGUAUUAGGACAGUCCGCAGCUGUAGUUGUGUCGUUAUAAACGUCAACCCCAACAAUAAUUCAAGUCAAACCGAAUUUCGUUAUAAAAAAUACUUUAAGAAACCGAACUAAUGUUUUAAAUAGCUCCUUUGUUUUUUCCAAAGACCAGUGAGUGAGUUUUUACGAAUGAGAAGCGAAGUGUUAGCCUCAAAAGACAACUCCCCUUGGCGAUGGGCGAUCGAGAAUUCGAUGUCACGACAAGUGAGGAUUUUCCAGAGGAGCUGGAGCCACAUAUUUCACUUCUGGAUCUUCCAGUGGAGGUUUUCCUCCACAUAUGCUCGUUCCUCGACGCCUCGACUCUUGUACACAAUCUUGGACUUGUGUGUAAACAAUUUCAUGAGAUUCUGAAGGACGACUCAUUGUGGAAAGUGAGGAUCAACCAAAUAUGGCCAAACGCUCGUUAUCCAAUUUUACCUCCUGAUGAAAAUGACGAGCUUUUUUGGAAAUUAUCAUGUGUGAUGAUCGAAAGACAAGCCAGUCUGUGGAGGAACAGAGAUCUUCUCGAGAAUUUCUCCCUUCAAAACGGACAUUAUGGAACAGUUGAUGCAGUUUUACUUAUAAACAAUGGACAAACAUGUAUAACUGGUGGCAGAGACAGGCUUCUAAUCUGCUGGAGCCUCCCUCAACCUGGGAACGAGCCAUCGUACCAGUUGUCCUCUGGUCUGGGCCACGAAGGCUGGAUAUGGGACAUAACAUCAAUGGACAAUGUGAUAUACAGCUGCAGUUGGGACAAAACCGUUCGAUCCUGGGACGUCACAGGAACUAAUUUAUCACCCAUAAAAUCACACGGGAUGAAUGUCCAGGGUGCUUUGUUAUGCAUGAAUUCCUGUUCCGAGUUACAUCUUCUCGCGACUGGAUCAUUCUGCAAAACAGUAUCAAUAUUCGACCCGAGGUCGGAGGAUUCAGUUGCUCGGUAUCAACCACAUCAAAGGGCAGUUAUUCAAAUAUGCAUGAAUUCGAGAUAUGUCGUUUCUGCUAGUGAGGAUAAAACUGUCUCUGUGUGGGAUGUCAGGGCUGGAUAUACUAUGAAAACAUUUCAGAUUUCUAAAGACUCAUUUGUCAUGGGAAUGUUCAUGCACAAUGGACUCGUCUACAUUGGUGAUAGCAAUUCCAAUAUUCACAUUCUCGACGAGAAGAAAGAUUUCAAUGUUGUUAAAUCGUACAAGACUGAGCACACUAAGGGGAUCACUGGAAUUCAUGCAUCGUCUGGAUGUUUGAUGACUGUAUCGCUUGAUAAGACUGUGAGAAUCAUGGGGCCAACGGAUCCACCACAGAGUAUUGCUACUUUUGAGUGCAAACACGGUGAUGUAGCUAGCAUGCAUUAUUUGAACGAAGUCCUCGCUGUAUCUGCUGAAGACGCUAUUGAAGUAUGGAGACCCAAGACUGUUAAUCAACACCACUUAUGACAAAAAAGUUGAUCACUAAUAUAUUUUUAAUUGUAUUCUUAUUUCAAAUUGACUCAAUUGUUUUAAUUACUGAAUUUUAUAAUUGAUUGACUAAAUGAUAAUACGCUUUGCUAACGAAGAAAAUUAUUGAUAAAAGAAUGUGUUUUUAACGAAUAAAGCUAGACAUAUUUGUAAUGUGAA